AUGACGUGGACGGCUGACGACGACGACGCGAAGUGCAGCAACGGCUUUGUCGGGGUACAAUCAGAGAACAUCUGCUGCCAUGUUGACUGCGGUACGUGCGGCGGGAGCGAGUGUAGAAGGAGAGGAAAAGGCCUCGGAGCCGCCGACUGCUGCAGAAACUAUAUCAGCAAGAACGGAGCCCUGUGCUCGGAGAACCUUUCUGCGCCUUGCAUCAUGGAUGACGUGACCGGCAACACACCAGACGCCGAGGGAGAAGGGUGCUUCACAAUCACCGACCUCUACAAUUUCCGUCUUGAGUCCGACGGCAGUGCAAAGGGGCCCAUCUUUAACCUCGACGACAGCUACAAUACUGUGCUCAACCCCAAGGUCUUGUCAAACAAGUGGCUUCUUACCGCCGAGCUACACAUUACUGGAGGCGCUGUUUUCUACUGCCGCGGUUCAAGCAUCGGGGGAGACUGUGAUGAGCUCCGCAUCCAGUCCACUGGACCUACCGACUUCCAUGAGGUGCGCGCUCAUGGCGGGAGCAUGUACUUUGAAAGCACAAUCGUCACGUCAUGGGACACGCCCAACAAGACGCCACAGGCGACUUACGUUGGCGGACGGUCCUUCUUGAACUGUGUGUCGGAGAAGCUGACCGGCGAGGUAUGCGUAGGCCAGGCCCAGAAUGAGAUGGGAGAGUGCCGCAUGGACAUCAUAAACUCGGAGAUCGGCUACUUGGGAUAUUUCGAUUCGGAGUCGUACGGCCUCACCUGGAAGGUUCGCGGGUUCUGCAAGGAUCUCUCCAACCCGGACGUUUUCGACACAACGAACGUGUAUGGAAAUCUGAUAGGCUCCGACAUCCACCACAACUACUACGGCCAGUACUCAUACGGGCACCAGGGUGGGGUGUGGCACAACAACCAGAUGCACGACAAUCACCAGUAUGGCUUCGACCCGCACGAUGACUCCGACUACCUCACGAGUAUCAUCGCUUCGAAACGCUGCAACAACGUCCAGAUCUACAACAACGAAGUCUACGACGGUGGUCCUUUCGCUGCCGGGAUUUUCCUCCACCGCAGCUCGGACUAUGCCAUUGUUCAUGAUAACGUGGUCCACGACAUGCAGGACGCAGGCAUGGCAAUGCUGGAAUCGAUGAACGCGGACAUCUACAACAACAGGUUCUCCAGUGUUAAGUUCGGCAUCCGCUUGAGCUUGGGCUCAUCCGAAAACCACGUGCACGAGAACCUCUUCGAAGACGUAUCGACACAGGGCCUGUACACGUACCAGGGGUCUGACGAACCGACCGACGGGGUCAGCGACGGACGCCCUAGCGAUAACUUGUUCGAGAACAACAGGAUCUUGAACGUAACUAAAGGCGUUAAGAUCAAGGAGGGGGAUGACACAGUGAUCACCGAUAACGUGUUCACCGGUACGUCGGAGCUGGAAUUCUUCGACGCUCAGAACACCCGGUGGAAAGGAAAUACCCUUCCCCAAGGAGUCUGCAUCAAAAAUAUCCACUCCGACGACGGAAUCGACAUUGAACUGAGCACCUUCGAUCGGCGCACCGCCGGUCUUCCUACCUUGGAGUGCUAA
Molecule: messenger RNA, 1572 nt
Organism: Ectocarpus siliculosus
Lineage: Eukaryota; Phaeophyceae; Ectocarpales; Ectocarpaceae
Source: the annotation of a GenBank genome assembly